Molecule: messenger RNA, 949 nt
Organism: Planococcus citri (citrus mealybug)
Lineage: Eukaryota; Metazoa; Arthropoda; Insecta; Hemiptera; Pseudococcidae
Product: natterin-4-like
Exons: 4
Coding region: 349-783 (144 amino acids)
Source: RefSeq, a predicted model, not a curated record
CAUACAUACGCAGAAAAAACUUCUAGAAAGGUUACAUUAUCAUCAUUUGACAAUAGAAAAUUUUCAAUUAUCGAACUAACGUUACAGAACUGUUUGUUAUUUCACAGCUUCGCAGCUGAUUCAUUAUUUGCAGCUCGACUGCAGUGAAUAUUUCUGCCAUCAUUUACCUACCUAGGCAGUGUUAGUGUCGAGAGGUGAGAAAUUAUAGACUAUUCAACCGAUUGCGAAUCUUAUUUAAACGUUAAUUCUGUUAAAUACGUGUUAAAUACUAUUGCAUCAAGUGCACCGAAGGUUUAACUUUGACAACGAUUUUCGACGUAACGAGUGAGUUACGGUUGGAGACCAGAUAUGGGUUCAUACGCUUGGGUAUCCGGAUCUCAUGGAAGUGUUCCGCCUAAUGCAGUUUUGGCAGGUAGAGAUAUAGAUGGUGCACCAUUAUACGUUGGUAGAGCUUUCCACGAAGGUGAUCUUGUGCCUUGUAAAAUUGCCCCACAUCAUGGAGCAGCUUAUAUACCAUUCGCAGGAGGAGAAACAACCAAACACGAAUACGAAGUUCUUUGUAGUGCAAACGUUGCUUGGCAGUUUGCUAGAAAUGGUGAAGUACCACACAAUGCUAUUGUCGCAGGAACAACCAGAGAAGGCGAAAAAUUGUACAUAGGUCGCAUUAUGCACGAGGGUUCUUUGACUCCUGGAAAGAUACAUCCGAGUCAUGGAUGCUUAUACAUUCCAUUCGGAGGUCAAGAAGUACGCCAUCAUGAGUAUGAAGUAGCAGUACAAAUGUAAUCUUUGAGGUAUCGAUAUAGCUUAGUGUGUAUUUUACGAAACAUUUCUAAUGUUGUAUCAUUUCAUUAUCCAAUAAUGUUUCAUUUGUUAUGUUAUUUUUUAAUUUUUUCCCCGUACCUUAUCUGCUUAAUUUAAUCGAAUAAAAUGCAAUUCUGUUUUAUCGGUA